This is a messenger RNA of Suillus subalutaceus, 803 nucleotides long. RefSeq lists its product as uncharacterized. The record is from RefSeq and is a predicted model, not a curated record. The coding region runs from base 429 to 803 and encodes 124 amino acids. Lineage: Eukaryota; Fungi; Basidiomycota; Agaricomycetes; Boletales; Suillaceae. The transcript is spliced from 2 exons.
ACAUUCGAAACGAGUUAGGCAUAUGCGAGUCACUUACUGAUUUGCGAGCCAGGCCGUGCGGGGAAACAGGCCGCAUAGGAUAGUAUCCUAGAAAACAUCUCGAAUUAGGGUUAUCGAAAAUACCAAAGUCGGAGAAGAUACACACAGGGAGCUUUACCACCGCUCAUCCAAAAACACCAUCAAUUUGAGGCCUGUCUGGUCCAACGACUACUGUAAACGAGAAUAUGACAGGCCCCAGGGUGCUUCCAAAAGUAAGGAAAUGGGAGAGGCUCCUGAACUAGACAUCGUCAUGAUUUGAGGGAGAAAGAUGGUGGACUUAGUGAGAAUGUCGGAGUCUUGCUUAAGUUUGUGCAAUCGAUCAUUUCAUAUACGCUUACCAAGUCAAAAGCAGCACGAACGAGUAAUUCACGUCAUGUUGAUUGAUUAAUAUGUCUGCAAAUGUGCAAGACAUCGACAAAAUGCGACCGGCAGAACACUGCAUCAAGUCCAACUCUAACAAUCCACAGGCGAGUCAGUUGUCCCCAACACCAGCACCAACGCCCCCACCCACAGCCACGACAUCAACUCCCACCUCCGGCACCACUCCUACCGGAACACCGCUACUCUCCUCAUCGUCAUCCCCCAAGUUCACCCUCAAAGCCCCACUUCUACCCCUCAGCAGCGACGUCGCUCUCACCUUCACGCCCAGGAACUACGCUCACGUACCACUUUGUCACGCCACACCUCGCAUUGCUGGCACUCCUUCCGACGAUGGUGUAUUAUAUGCGCAGGGAUUUAGUGGAGUGGAAUGUUGUGUGGUUUAG